Caenorhabditis auriculariae is the source of this 8245-nucleotide messenger RNA. The record is from the annotation of a GenBank genome assembly. Lineage: Eukaryota; Metazoa; Nematoda; Chromadorea; Rhabditida; Rhabditidae.
AUGUCCAGCGACAAGGGAUACAUCGAGUCUGCCAUCGACAAGACCAAGGAGUUGGCUUCGGACGCCAGCGACAAGAUUGCCGACGCCUACCACAGCGUCGUCGGCGAGCCGCGAGCUGAGGACAAGGCCCGCGACAACGUCAAGGAAGGCAUCGACAAGGCCGCCGACAAGGUAACCUUUCACCCAGUUUCUUCAAAGCAUUUUCGAAUCUAUUUCAGACGGCUGAGCUCCGCGACAAGGCCGGUGACAAGCUUCGAGCUGGCGCCCGUAAGGUCGAAGGAUCCGACUAAACCAUUCCAUGACUUUUGUAUUUUAUAUUAAAUUACCUGUACAAUAUGUAUUUUCCAAUGAUUUUUAAUAAACUGUGCGCACAGGGUUCUUGGAAAUGGUCGUAAAAAAUUGAAAUCCCAGUGGAAUACCUAGUAUUCUCGUUACAUCCAGGUGCAAACUUCACAGUAGCUUGAUAGGAACAAUAUUUGUAAUAUUGCAAACCUUGGAAUUAUUUUUUAAAAAAAGCAAGAAGACAAAUAAAAUAGAGGGAACUGUCUCAUAAAGGCUAAUUCGUUGUAAAAGCCUUAUAGCUCACACGAUGAGGAAGGCUAAAAACAGAGGUCGUAUGCAUCAGGCUUGUGCGUCAGGCCGGGCGGCCCGGGCCGGCCUGGCACGGGCUUUGGACCUCAUUUUCAAGAAAAAGCUCGCGUAUGCUCGGGCCGUGCUGGGCUUUGGGAAAAAAAUAUAAAAUUUCACUUAAAAAAUUUUCACCGAAAUGUUACUUUUGCUUUUGAAAUCAUAGUUUUUGUUGAACUUUGAGUGAAAAAUUGAGCAAAAACGUAAUUUUUGUCGGAAAAAAACUUGAUAUCCGACUAGAAAAAAAUUGCGCGUUUUGGGCCGGGCUGGCCAUUUUUUCUUGAGGCCUCGCUAAGGCCGCGCCAGGCCGGGCUUACGAAAUGGUCGGGGGCCGGGAGGGUGACGGGCCGGCCCUCGCACAAGCCUGGUAUGCAUGCACUAUGGGAAAAUUUUUAGUGGCCCCAAUAGGGUUUUGAUGUUCUAGUGGCCACUAUAGUAGUCAAAUUAGUGGAAACUUAAGAGGUUAAAAAUUAGCUCUAUAGAGGUCUAAGUGCUACAAUAUACUAGAACAUUAAAAAUUUUAGUGGCCACUUCAAUUUCGAAGUCAAUGGAUCAACAUAACUGGUCCACUCUGUUUGUUUCAAAAUGAUCAGAGUUACAGGAAGGGAUACUGGGCAUGCUGGAUGAAAGGAAUACUGGGCAUGCUAUAAAGUACGGGCGUUUAAAAAAUGCAACCGGUGCGACCGCCUUUAAAAUGCGACCGCUUUUUUUGUGCUCCACUGCAAAUUAAUAAAAUACGGGCGUUAUUUGAAUUGUCAUUAUUAGUAUUUUGUGCGUCCGAGAUGCGUCAGGGCUGUGAAAUUGCGUCGUCGUUCAGCCUUUUUUUUUUUACAUCUUUUAUGUUUUAAUAAUGUCUCUUUUCAUUACAAGUUUUUUGAUUAUCAACUUCUAUAGGCUAUACCUGUUCCAUUCUUACAUGGUUCAAUGGGUUUCGAACGUCCUCCAAAAAUAAUAGUUCUCGUUUCUAUGGGGGAAUUUUCUCUGUCCGCUCUGCGUCCUUUUCAGCUCCUAUUCUUCUGUCAAUAUUUCUCAAACAGGCUGGUCAUAUUCUCAAACGUAUACUUUUCUUCUGUUGAGCGUAAAUAGUUUUUCGCCCUUUUCCGAGCCUGAUUUCAGUUUUUGCUCGUAUUUCUGAUAAUAUUAUAUUUUUAGUAGAAUGGAAAUGAAUUCGAAAACGUUCCACACGAGCUUGGGCAACAUAACCUGGACAGUUGGUGAACACUGCAAGAAAGGAUUGAUCGUGCCUCUUUUGUCUAUUUCUUUUCAGAGUGCCUUAUUAUACUUCAUUGGUUUAGUUUACGGUUUUUUAGGUAUGUUUUAUUUUUCGCGUUUGAAGUGUAUCAUCCAGCUAUUGCUUGGACUCUUCGAAUUAAAAAAAAAAUAAAUAAAAGCCUUUUCCCUUUAUUAACUCAAAAAUAGUAUUCAGGAAUUACUCUUGCUGUGGACGUUUUCAUGAGAUCUAUCGAGAGAAUAACCAGGGCAACCAUGUGAGAAACAUUUAAUGACUGAACUGUACGCAAAUUCAGAAGAGGCAAUAAAAGGAGCCGAAAUGGUGACUUGUUAGAAACGGAAGAACAGCAACGGUAUGAGAGGGUUCGUGUUUGGAACCCCGCAGUGGCGAACUUGACAGUUAUGGUCAGUUGCAUUUUCUUCAAGAUUCAACACUUGCUAUACUUCACUUUCAGGCAGUCGGGAGCUCAGCUCCAGAAAUAAUGCUAAAUAUUGCGGAAACAUUUGAAAGAGGUUUCCAUCAAGGCGAGCUGGGGCCAGCAACAAUUGUUGGCUAGUUUUUUUUUUGUUUCUUUCGUAUCAAAAACAUUUUCUGUUUAAAUUAUUUCGAAGUUGGCCUUGAAGCUGUGCAGAAUAUUCAUUCAGUACGGCAAAAAAAAUAUUUUGUUCAGUUUGUCAAUUUUUCCAAAAUCAAAAAUAUUCCAAUCAAUUUUGUCUUUUGAAGCCCAAGGAGUUUUCUUAUAGAAUUUUACGCAAAAAAACUUCUCCCUUGAAGAAGCUGAAGGAAGAGUCGAAAACGAUCUUUCAGGAACCGCCGCUUUCAAUCUGUUCUGCGUGACCGCCAUUUGUGUCCUUGUCGCUCCAUCUCCAGAAGCCAAGAAAAUUGUCAUUUAUCGAGUUUUCAUAGCAACAGCCGUUUUCAGUACCUUUGCCUAUGUUUGGCUGUUCAUUGUAGGCUUAUGAAAAAAAAAAAACGAAAAAAAUUCAGUUUAGUUUAUAUUUCAAGGUUCUCAACGUUUUUUCUCCAGAGGUAGUAGAGAUUUGGGAGGCGUAUGCAACUGUCUUUUACUUCUUUUUCUUGCUUCUCAUCGCAUACACUGUAGACGUCCAGGUUCUCCUUUUCCAGAAGUAAUUUUGUCAAAAAGAGGUUUGCAGCUGUGGAAAUGCAGAAGAUGUAAAGAUCACUUGUCUCUGACCGAUUAUGAAGCUACAACUGUUAAAGAAGCGACCCUUCGUGAUAAAAUUGAGCGGUGGGCCGACAAAAACAACGUUGAUAUUGCCAAAAAAGUGAGCAGAAACUUUUGGAUCAAGGGACAAAUUGACAGUUUUUAUUAAAGCAUCUACAUUUUUAUGUACCUCAAGUUUUCAUUUUUUUUUUAAUCGAGCUUCCUUUAGAAAUGUUUCUCAAUUUUUAGGUUAUAUCACUUUAAAUGCUGAGAUUCUCACUAAUUUUCAACUAAUUGAGGGAAAUCAGUUCUUCAUUUUAACCAAAACACUCAAUAUAAUACAUAUACCGUUGUGUUCAAUAAGCGAUUGACUUACAAAAAAACGAAAAAUUUUUCACUCAAAUAGAGAAUAAUUCUUUUUUUCGCAAAGAAUUCCAUAAUGCCUGACGGCUGCUCCCCGGGAGCCUUCCGGCGAGCUUGCGCGCCUGUUUUUUUUAAGCGGAUGCUCUCGUGAACACUCUGCGCUGUGAAAUUCUUAUCGUGUCUUCAGAAAAUCUUCCAUAAAUUGAAUAAUAUAUAAUCGCUGUGAAUUUUCAUCGCAAACUUCCAAAAAAGCUUUUGGAGUCCGUACUUCUUACUUGUGACUCAAACUUAACGAGAUGAAAAUAUAUAACUUCUGAUUUCUCGGAGCUUCAGGAGCUCUACGAUUCAGUGGAAGAAAUGCCGGUGAAGCCAAUCAACGGCCUGGCCAAGCAUAUCAACAACGCCUACCCGAACCUUUCCGUCGACGAUCAAGCAAAAGUUUUGGCUUAUCAUCUGCACAAAGGCGUGGUGAGCCACUGCGAAGCUUCAGAGGGAGCUUUAGGACUUUUUCAGACCAAAGACAGAAUGUACUAUCGAAGGAAGGCGGUGGGCAGAAUUUCCUCGGCGGUCAACAAGCGGGAAGAGGAGCGCGAAGCCGAGAAGAUCAUCAAAAAACACGAGAAAAAUGCUCAUGGUAAUAUUUCGAUUAGUGUGCAAAAAUACAGAGUUUUGAAGCCAAAAUCGUUUCGAAACGUAAUAAAAGGGCAGCAGAAAGGCGUCAAAGCGCUACUUGAAAUAGAACUUUUUUUUGGAAAUGGAUGUGAGGUCUAAAAAAUCAAUUUCUUCUCUUACAUAGUAGUUUCCUGACUACGUUGUACAGGAUAGCAACUGAAGGUUACAACUCUCGUUUAAUAUUUUAUUAGUUUAUUUUCUGUUCUAUCUGGUUUUGAAAUUUUCAGAGUAAUGGAAGAAUUAAUUGAUGAAAAAAUAGCGAAUAAAUUUAAAAAAAAAGGUAAGAUGGCUAUAUUUUCGAUCAGUCCGAUUCAAUCAAGCUUCAUCUCGAUAGCAGAUGGCCUGAGCAAGCCGAGAGUACUUAUGACGAUUUUUUUUUCGUUCUUUGAACUCAUUGAUUGGCAAAAAGAUAACCACAAACUUUAAAAAAAAAUGUAGUGAAAAAAUAGUUUUAAUCAGAAAUGAUGAAACACAAACAAAAAGGACAAUUUUCGCCCAACUACUUCGACGUAGUGUCACACGCCAUCGCCAUAAUGAAGCGGCUUAUUUCAUCGCAGAGGCCUGAUGGAUAAGUUAGGCAUGUUGUGCCCGGGGAUAUCUUCAUUUAUUCCACCUCCCCUCCGAAGGAUCAUUUUGAACACGCGAGAAAUUUUACUUGGUGGUCGUAGUCUCAUCGAAAAAAUUUUCAAAACCACCCUUAUCGAUUAUACGAAUUAUCUUGUAGGCAAAUCUCAUUUCGAAUUUUCCGCUCGUGUCUACGUUAUAUUGCCACAAAGUCGUCAAGUGAAGCUGAAGGUCUCCGAUUUUUCCUCUUCAACCUUUUUGAGCCGAGUAUUGCAGAUUCUUCGGAUAGGGGAUGUCGAUAAAUCGGUGACUGUUGGUUUCACGACAGUCAACGGCUCGGUAAAAAAAGACCUCAACUUUCUUUUCAAGUCACAAGUUAUUCAGUUCAGCUCAGGAGAUUUGGAAAAGAUGGUUAGAACCAUUAAAAAAAAAAGAUAAAAAGCGGAAGGUUCAGAUAUCGAUAGAUCUAGUGGAAAAAUGCUGCUUGGCGCCAAGGCGAUGUUUUUUUACGUUUACCUGAAACUGAAGGUUCGUUUCUAGUUUUUUUGAGUUUUAACCAUUACUUCAUACAUUUGGGGGUCGAACCAUAUUCCAGUUUAUUCUAGUUUUUGUUCCAAACCGAACAUUUUUUGAUGUGAAAUGUGAAAGUUAAGAAAAUUUAAGAGACGGCGGAACUGAGAAAGGCUCAAAAAGUCAUCAUUUUCAGGAUCCUGGAACGGAAGCGCACACCAAACUUGGGCCAUGCAGCGUGGCUCAAGUGAGAGUCCCAAUCGAAGGACCGCUGGUCGGCUCUCGCGGAAGCUUUGUCGAGUUCGUCGAAGCAAAUUAUGUACAAAAAAAGCCUCGUAAAUUUUUAUGUGGAUUUUUUUUAAAGGUCGUAAAAGAAAACGUCGGAUAUGCUCGGCUCUAUGUUACACGUGGCGGAACCAGGAAAGCGGGAAAUUUGCGAGUUUUCUACGAAACUGGUGACAUCACGGCGACAGAAAACGCCGACUACGAACCGUUACCUGAUGCUGUACUGGAGUUCAACUCGCAGGUGGGCUUCAAUGGAGAGGAUUUGAAUAAACCUUGUCGCAUGCGAGAGAAAUGGCUGAUAGCUGCGGUACGGGCUAUAGCUGAUUCACGGCUGGCUUGAGCCAUCGAAAAAAUGGUCCUGCCACGAUAAAAUAGUGGUAGGGCCCGGAUGGUGUAGACAGUCCUAGUGCCAAGCUAGUCAUGGAUUGGCUAUAGCUAUUCAACUAUCGUCGACCUAUAAAUUUUAACAAAAAUCGAGAAAAAACGUUUGAAAGACUUGUGUAGAUGAAAAAUAAACUUUCUUACCCCCAGGUUUGCGAUUUCAGGAGUACGAGAAAUACAUUGACGUGAGGAUAAUCGAUGAUGAUAGAGACGAAAGAGACGAACGUUUUUCGGUGGAACUUCUUCGGACCAAUGAUCCAAUUGAGUUUUUUCUCAGAAAAUAUCUUCGAGCUUGCGUCUAUUCAUAGCUUGGCCUCCAGAAAUCGAUUUAGUAUUGGCUUGUCCUCCAGGUUAUGCAUAUAACAUGUUUUUCCAAGCAUUUCAUCGAAGCCAACUAUGUCGAAGCGAAAAUACCAGUGAAUCCCUUUGGACUUUCAGGCGUCGAAGUUGGCAUCCGACGGAGUUCUUCUGUGACAAUCGUCUCUGAUGACAGCUUCGUCAGAAACGUUGCCAACAUCCACAAAUUGCUCCCGUACUACUUGAACCGAAUGAAACACGGCGAAGAGACCUGGCUCGAGCAGGUCUUCAUAUGGGGGGAGCCAGAAAGAUCAAGAUAUUUCUGAAGAUUGUCAACGCGGCGUCGGUCAACUCUGGAGACGUCGCAAACGCCUCCUUCAGUGACUGCGUCAGGCACGCUAUUGCCUUCCCUUGGAAGGUUUUUUUUGUGCUUUUGUGCUCCUAAUUACUCAGGCAACGUACGAAAGACAAAAAAAAGUAGCGAAACGGCUCCUUUAACGAGUUUUUUUUUCCUUUUUGCAACAAUUAUUGAUGACGUGUUAACAAACGAAACAUUUUUGAAAAUGCAAGAUUUUGUUUAUCGGCGUCCUUUAAUUGAUCAAUUUCUUCCUCCACAAUAUCGAAAUUAUAGAAUCUAAAAAAGUGGAGUUUAUACAAGUUGAGGUCUUCUACAUUCAAAACAAGAAGAACUCAUAUGGGUUCAACAAUUUUUUCAGUUCCUCAUUGCUCUCAUUCCGCCGCCGACUUUUCUCGGCGGUUUUCCGUCUUUCUUAAUUUCGCUGGCUUUAAUAUGCUUCCUUACGGCUGCUGUGGGUAAGCUUUCGCCAGUUUUGCAAUCACGAGAUAAGGAAAAAUGUUUAGGAGAAAUGGCUUCAAUAUUUGGCUGUAUGAUUGGCCUCAACAGUACGGUAACUGCCAUAACGCUGGUCACAGUUGGAAUGUCUUUCCCGGACGCCCUUGCAUCGAAAUAUGCUGCAAAACAUGUAAGAGUUCAUAAGUUUCGAGGAUAUACAAUUUUUUCCCAACAGUUUGCUGGGCUGUUCUGAAGUUUUGUCUGAAGUUUUUAUCAUGUAACCUUGUGGAAUUUUCUUUUACAGAAUUUUUGAGGCACGUUUAUAAAUGAAUGAACGUUAUCUUGGAGUUCUUAAUUUUUAACGAGGCAUUUCUCAAAAAAAAAAAAAAAUUCGAUGAUUAGCGCUUGGUCUAACAGGUUGGUAAAUUAAGCCUUGGUCGGAAUUGUAUUUUAUUUUCAAAUAAUGGAAAGUAUACUUGUACAAAAUUUCCCAAAGACAAGGUUUUUGGAAUUUUUUUUUUCGAUUUGAAAGAGAAAUAAAGAAACUAAAGGAACUUGUUUCUAGUUUACCAGCCUAAUAUGUAAUAUGGAAAUUUCGGACUUUCAUGUUUUAAAUUUUCCUUGUGUGUAAGAAAUCAUUUAAAUGAAAAGUGAAAAUGAUGAAUCAGGACGAGAACGCGGACGACGCGAUCGGCCACAUCACAGGCGCCAACUGUGCCAACGUAUUUUUGGGAAUCGGCAUUCCUUGGACGAUGUCGGCCUUGCACUGGGCCAAGGAGGGAAAGCCGUUUGUCGUUGCUUCUGGAGACUUGGAUUUCAGGUACAGUUUUCUUUAAAUUGAUUUUUGUGUUCAAGGGUCCAUCCAGGUAUCAUCAACGAAGCUGGAUAGGAGUCAUUUUAAAGGGUUACUGAAAAUAUAGGGGCCGCCUCAGAACUUGAAGAAACAUAACGGGAGAGAAGGAGUUGGCAUCUGAGUAAAAGGUUCACGUGCAUUUGGCAAAUUUGAAGCCUCCUUCAAAGGUUACACAGAUUGCACGAAUUUCAAAGAAGUAUGAUUUUUGACAGCCUGACCCUUUUUCGCGUCUUUUUCAUCUUGCUUUUGCUUGGAAACCGUCAAUGUUCUUACAGUAUGUCCGUGUUUCUGAUCUGCGCGUUUCUGUUCUACAUGAUCUUGGUUCUGCGGAGGAAGGGCACGACCUUUGGCUGCGGAGAGCUCGGCGGACCCGAUUGUCCCAAAAUUAUGUCUGGUCUUUACUUUUUGUUCCUCUGGAUCGCAUACGUGUUUGUCUCUAUCUGGAACAUUCAUAUGCCCUCCGGUGAACCUGGUCAAAAAAGAUUCUCCAGUCAGGAACCAUAA